Messenger RNA from Melopsittacus undulatus (budgerigar), 7772 nucleotides. RefSeq names its product cysteine rich hydrophobic domain 2 (gene CHIC2). The record is from RefSeq and is a predicted model, not a curated record. The transcript is spliced from 6 exons. Bases 198 to 695 code for a protein of 165 amino acids. NCBI's taxonomy places the organism in Eukaryota, Metazoa, Chordata, Aves, Psittaciformes, Psittaculidae. Gene Ontology annotation, cellular component: Golgi-associated vesicle; plasma membrane.
CCCGCGGAGGGUGACGGGCGCUUCCUCGCCCGGGAGCCGCUGUUGCUGCCGCUUCUGCCGCUGCCUCGCCGGGGCUCCGCUGCCGCCCGCCCCGGCACCGGGGCGUCUCUGCCGGCCUCCUCCUGCCGGCCCUCCGCGGCUGGCCCUGUCGCGCAGCCCCGGCUCCUCUUUCUUUCAGCGGACUCCUGGGCCCGGCUAUGGCGGACUUUGACGAGAUCUACGAGGAGGAGGAGGACGAGGAGCGGGCGCUAGAGGAGCAGCUCCUCAAGUACUCUCCUGACCCGGUGGUGGUGCGCGGCUCCGGCCAUGUCACAGUGUUUGGACUAAGCAACAAAUUUGAAGCAGAAUUUCCUUCAUCUUUAACUGGAAAGGUUGCACCUGAAGAAUUUAAAGCCAGCAUCAGCAGAGUUAACAGUUGUCUUAAGAAGAACCUUCCAGUUAAUGUACGAUGGCUACUAUGUGGAUGCCUUUGCUGUUGCUGCACUUUAGGUUGUAGUAUGUGGCCAGUUAUCUGCCUCAGUAAAAGAACACGAAGAUCGAUUGAGAAGUUAUUAGAAUGGGAAAACAAUAGGUUAUACCACAAGCUGUGCUUGCAUUGGAGACUAAGCAAAAGGAAAUGUGAAACGAAUAACAUGAUGGAAUAUGUCAUCCUUAUAGAAUUUUUACCAAAGACACCGAUUUUUCGACCAGAUUAACAUUUGAUUUAUUUAUAGAGACUUACUCAAGUAUGUUGUCUUUCCAAUGGUGCCUUGCUUGGUGCUCUCCUGGUGGUAACAUAGAUUGGUUCUACAGAAUCUUGUGGUGUUGUCAUUCUUUUUUUGUUUGUUUUCUUGGGUUUCUUUUUUUCAGUAAGAGCAUGUUCCAAGUGCAUUUGUUCAAACUCUGCAAAGGAAUUUCACACAAAUGUUAACUGCUACUUAAGUUAUUGUUACUUUUACUACUUCUGUUUAUUAGUAUAUCUUGAUUUUCAAAGAGUCUUUUUUAUGUGUGCGUGCGCGUGUGUACAUACAUACAUAUAUAUAUAUAUAUAUAUAAAACUAAAUACACAGCUGAAAAUGGUAUACAAGCGAGCAGGUAUUUUUUUAUCCCAAAAUGACACAACUGAUUGACUGUACGUUGCGUAAGUCCUUUUAAUCUUUCAUUUACAUGCUGAAAUACCUUCCGAGAUCUUCCUAAACUUUUGUCAGUGACUAGUGAAUUGUAAAUAUUUUUAUUUCUUUUUGGGAUAUUGGCUAGCCUCUUCCAACAAAAGAAGGAGAUAAAGUUCUUCUUGAAACUGUGUUUUUUGGAACCCAAAUGCCAUUGCAUUAGUAGAAAUCUCUGUGCUUUUCAUGAAGAAGUCUAGUCAGCUGGUUCUGAAAAAAGUUCUAAUUUAAAGGUUUUUUGGUUUUGUUUUGGUUUUUUUUUUGUUUGAAAAAUUACCCAACAAACUAGAAUUAUUUCACAUUCAGACUAGAAGAGUUGUUGAGAGACUUGCAUACGUCUGGUUAGUAGAACUUGAGAUCAUAAAACCAUAUUGAUACUACAAUUUAUAAUGUAGCUGUUUUAAUUCAAGAUAUUGCCAUGUAUCAGCUUUGUUCUGUUUACCGGAUCCUGUGCACAGAGUUGUUGGAGGACUUGUUUUGCUAGAAAAUACUGUCCAAGAGGACUUUUCAGGGUUUUUAUUUUUGUUUGUUUGUUUUAAAGUCACAUAAAUGGAAAAGAUUAUUGAAGAAGUCUUGAAUACUGUUCCAGAUGCAAAUGCAGAUGCCGUGUAUUAAAAAUAAUCAAAGCAGGAUAUACUGGGCAACAGUGGAAAGUUUAAAUGUGUUAGAUAAUUAUUUAUUGCACCCUUGCUUUUGCUCAUUUUGGUUUACAACUAUUAUUUUCUGCAUAAGACUUUUUUUUUUUUAAACUGGAUAGAUGAUGUAUGCUUGGGUCAGGCCAGUUGUAUUUUCGUUUCUUCUACUUGUAUCUUAGUUGUAUAUAUCUUCAUAUAUAGGUUUGUUUUUUUAAUUGCAACUCAAUCAUCUUUUUUGAUUUCCUUUAGGUAUCUAAAAUUACUGUAUGUGAACAUUAAUGUAAGUUAAGAUGUUCCUUGUACAGUUGUGGUAGCAAGCAAUAAUGUGAAUAUAUGAAAAAAACAAAUAUACCCUACUUAAUAUUUGUAUGAAUGAAAAAUUGAUACCACUACAAGAAUAGUCUUCUCUUUUUAAUCUUUUAAAUACAAGUUUUAUUUCAAGGUAAUAUAUUACAAAUACCUUGAUGCUGUGAACUAUUUUUCUAUGUCUUCAAAAUAUUUAUUCUCUGUCAAAUAUUCUCUAGUGAGUAUUAUAUUCCUGAAUUGUUGAUAGUGGGAGUGGUCUAGAAAGUUAUAAGUUUCCUUAAAUCUGAAUCUUCUGUAUCUGUUGCCAAAACUCAUCCUUUGCUCAGCUUUUGUCUGUAGAUUCCUGCUGUUUACUUUGAAAAUAGCUCAGCUAUGCUUUUCAUACAAGCCUACACAAGUGUGUUUGUUUGAAUUGACAGAAUAUGAUUUUUGAUUAACAGAUAGCAGUUUUGUGCUGCUCAGUCUUCUGCGUCCCACAACGGUUUCUCUCCAAAAUAACUGGUUAUAAUGUUUUAAAACUCAAUUUCAGCCUCUUUUUUUAGUACAAAUCUGGGUCUGCAACACUCCUCUCACUCAGAAAUAAUAGGUACAAUCUCAGACCAGUUUCAGCCUGCAACAGGGGCCAGAAGCCUGACACUGAUGGCUAUGCAGGUUGGAGGUGCAGGGGAGAGGUUGGAAUUGAAUUACAGAAAUGGUAACUGGUGAUAAGUACUGAUGACUAGAAAUACAUGUUGAUUUCUUCAAGUAUCAGUUUUCAAUAAAGUAAAUAUUGAAUUGUACAAGGCCUAGAUUUUAUUAUGAAAGUUCUCAGUUGUCUGUAUAGAAAGGUUUGUGUCAUGGAUGCAGUUUUCCACUCAUCCUGGUUCAUUGGUGUGGAGAGAUGUGGCUUGUGCUAUGCUCAUACCAGCACUGCAUUCAGUGUGAGCUAUUCAUCUGUUUACUACCCAAGCUUGCCAUAAUACAUUCUGUGACACCACCACUACCUUUCCAGCAGUAUCCCAAAAUGACCUACAGUAAAGCUAAUUUGAGCAUGAUGUGUACUGAAAUCCCAGCAUUGAACAGAGUGCGGCUUUCAGGUUUACAAAGAGGGUUUCCUUCGUAAAGCUUCCACAUGAGCAGUAGCACUGGUUAAGAUCUUGUCUACUUUUAGGUGCAUCUACAGUCAUCUGCUUGGUUACCAGGCAUCUCUGUAUUUUAACUAUGACUUUCUGUAAGAAUGCUAAUAUAGUGGUCCAGAGUAGAGCUCUGAGCAAAUAAAGUUAAAUCCCUUAGUAAGGAGGCCAGAGCGAUUGCCUCUUAAAGUAUUUCUGAUAUUUUAUUAAGACAAUGUCUCUGACUUAAAUACAAGCAGGAAACUUGAGAAACUGCGAGCAUAUACAGAUGAGUUUUGUUCUAAAGUGUUAACUUUCCUGACGAGAAAGUACACUCGCCUAGUAAGAAGGUUAGAAAACAUUUUCAUACAGUCCCUUUCUAUUCAUUAAUUAUAGUGAUGGAAAUUAAACUGGCAGGAAUUUAAAUCAACUAUUUAAUGCCUGCAGCUGUCAUCAGGAUUUUACUUUGAUGUUGUUUCUAAAAUACUGUAUCUAUUUUGUGUGCAAGUGAGAAGAAAUGUGUUACCUCUUUUUUGUCCAGUUGGCAAAGAAUAAAGUUGCAACAAUUUGAGCAGGGCAAAAGCUAUAGUAGGAUUUCCAGGACACAGCCUGGAACAUAACAUAAAUAUUACAUUGUAAGAAUUUGCUCAGCUUCUUGCAAUUUGUUAAUUCCUACAGAUGAUCUUAUUUCCAGUUUCCCUGAAUAGUAAGAGUUAGGUACCCACUUGGUAUUGUUUAACAGAUUAUGUUAAUUAUGUCUGUUUCCCCUUUAUCCUGAAAAACUAGAGGUAAAGGCAUCAAUGACUCCCUGUCAAAACUAAUUGUUAUUUUUAGGUAUGGUGGCCUUUAACUGGCCAAUAAAGAUUUCUUUCUUACUGUAAUAUAAUAGAACUAAAUUAUUUUUUAUCUUUCAGUGGCAGGUAGGAACAAGUCCUGAGGGAGAAAGGCUUUCUGUCUGACCCUACAUGAAGAAUUUUUUAGAGCUCAUGUAUCGUUAAAUAGCUAUGAAGUUUGGGAUUGGCAAACUUCACCAGAAAUUAAGAUGUUUACGGAGAUAAGUUGCAUGAAGUAAGUACAUUUUCUGUAAUAGCUCAGUAAGAGUCAUCGUAAUAAACUACAUAUGCAAAUCCAAAACUUCCUGCAAUACUGAAAACGAGGUAGAUUGUAAAAACUUUUACAGUACUUAGAUAUGAACUGUAAUAUUUAACAAUUCAUUAAAUGAUACCUUUUUGUAAAUCUCAAGACCAUGAUGUUUAAAUGUAAUGCUCUAUCUCAGAUAGAUUUUUUUUUUUCUAAAAAGUCAUUAUUUAUCCCUGAAGAUUGUAGGGAAGAGCUUUAAAAUGCAAUCUGCAACUGCUCAGAAGCCAGAAGGCAAAAAUAAAAAACCCCAACUUGUCUUUAUUCCUUUCCCUCCAUCCCCCACCACAAAGUCUCCGUUUUAAAUCAGUUCCCUUGUUUUGGGAGCCCUAGCUUAUGGUUUUUGAGCAGCUGGCAAUAAUGCAAAUUGUUCACCAAAAAAAUGCCAUUUGAAUUCUGAACAAUUUAAAGAGAUCACUUUAAUUGAAAAGGCAAAAUACUUGUUAGGCAAAGAAAAUCCCUGAUUCUUUUAAGUUCUCCCAGCACUGCUGUUGAGUAAUUAAGAAGAAGGAUUGUGAUGACCCUACAUUAGGUCAAAAUCCAGAUGAUUUCAUGUAAAGGAAAUGCUCAAUUAGAGAGGUCUCGGGGCCCAAAAUGUCUUCAAUUCAUAGUAGCGACUUACUAAGGAUAAGUGGCCCUAGCUAGUUCGGUAUCUGUGACUAAAUUAAUUUAUGUUACUCUUCAGCAUCCUUGCUUAUGAAAAGAAAGCAUUUUAGAAGUAAGAUCUGUAUUCAUCACCACUUGUUUGCUGUAGUUCUGUGCUGCUCCUCCCUAAAGCCAUGUUGCAUUUCCAUCGCAAACAGCUAAGUGUAUGAUCGUUAUAAUGUCUUUAAUAGCCAUAUUGUAGGUAGAAAUAUUAACUUCUCAGGGACUAAUAGGAAAUAGGAAAAUGGAGUUAAUGAACUGAAUGCCUAUCUGCAUGAAGGCUUACUUUGCAAACGGCACCCUAGAAACCUGAUUGUAAUAUGCAUGACCAUUAUGAAUGUUAUCAAUAUAAAGCUAUGAAAGCUCCCUUAACCAUAUAUUAUUAGGCUGCUGAAUGUCAAAGUAUGUUGGAUAAGGAUAAAUGAAGUUUUUCUUUUUUUCACGAUUUAGAUAGAGUGAUUAUUUCUGAUGGUGCUACCUUCUUAAUUCCUGUGUUUAUUCUUUGUAAAGUUGUCUCUGUAGGCUGGGUGAAUCAGGGAAUAAAGGUGUAAGGAGAAAACAGCAUCAUUCCUUUUCUUAAGGAAUUGGAAAAACUUCAAGGGGACAAAUAUCUUAGAAGCAAAAAAAAUUCUCUACUGAAAAAAUCAUGCAUUUAUUCUCCAUUAGUUACAGAAAUCCUUUUGGGUUUUGUUGCUAACAGUAUUUUGAAAUUCAUUAAUUUUUGAACUUGAUCUUUUUGCACACUGACGUUUCAGUCAGCGUGUCCUGAAUUAGAGACUACGUUUGAAAACUCAGAAAAAUCUCAACCCUGAAUCCUUACAGGAAACUUCAUGUAUUGACACUUGUUGUGCUGGUGUGUGUAUGUCCACCACAUGACACCCGGGUAAUGCAUCUUUUAUAAACUCCAUUUCAUUGUUUCAUGGAAGGUGUCCUUUUAAAAAUUCUUCUGCUUAGUUUACCUCAUUAAUACUAAGAUUUAUUUUCUUGAAAAAAAAAUUCAUAAAUGCUUGACUCCUCAAGAAUACAACAGAUCGUUAGGAAAUAUUUAGUGAGGUAAAAGAUGAAACAAAUUAGGAGAAGCAACACCCAAAAGGUUGAGUUUGGAGGUUAGGUUUGGAAUUCUCUGAGUGUGAUGGAAAAUAGUUUUGGAUAAUGAAAGUUAAGUAAAAGCUAGCAAUCCAUGUAGACUGUCUUAAUUUCUAUUACUUUAACAUGUGUGUUAUUGAUUCAUUUUGGUUAUGCCCUGAUGGAUAGACAGUUCUGCUAUUAUGCACAUUUUGAAGUAAGCUUUCCUCUAAACUUGGCAUUUCUUAGUUUAAAAUGCCCAGACCAAAACAGAAUCGCUGCUGAGAGCUGAGCAGCAAGUACCAGCACAGUGUCUUCCUGAGCUGGAGCCUGUAAUGCAUGGCUAAUUGUUUCCAAAGAAAAUUCUUGCCUCCUCCGAACAGCUCCUGUCAUGUGACAGUGUAUCUAAAACCUGGGAGUGGGGUCCAGUUAGGACAGUUUAAGGUCAGGUAAGUAAGUGAGACUUUUGUAGUUAGGUGUAGCUUUUAUGGAAAAGGGAACCAUUAACAUGGUCACUUUUGGAGGGCAGGUAGUUGAUUUUAUAAUGUUUAUUGAAACAUACUCCCUGCUCCUUUAUAAUUUCAUCAUUGAAAGUUACUUUACCUAGACUGGGUAGUUAGCUGAAGAUUUAUUUUUUUCUGUCACAGUGUUUUCAGUUUGUGAAUCCGUUGUUAAAAUCACUUUGGAAAUCCAGAAGUCCGGAUCCUGGUGCAAUAUAACUGAUAUUUUUAGGAGCUUCAUGUUUAAAUUAAUUUAAUUGUACCUAUAUAAAUAUCUCAUUCAUCCACUCUAAAUGUUUAUGUCUGAUCCUUCUGCGCUUGCGGCAGGCUUUCUGACUUUUUAGGUUGUGUUGUGUACCUACUUGCGAAUACCGUCAGCAGUUUGGUUCAGUGAGAUAACAAGGAAUGCAGAGUAGUCCCUGAUUUGAAAAUUGUAACUCAGAUUCUUGUUUCUGUAAUGGACCAAGUUUGGCAAUCAGAAUACAAAACUAAUUCCAAAUUAAAAAAAAAAAAACAACAGAAAACUAAAGAGAACAGUAAACUGCAAGCCAGUGCCUAAAUGUUGUGUGCUAAAUUAGUCCUGUGCUAUUCAUGUUACUUUAAAAGAAUUUGCAGAGAAUUGCAUUGUAUUGUACACGCUUGCGAAAAAAUCUGUUAAGUGUACAAAACAGGAAUGGCAAAUAAGUGACUGAAAGGAUGCUGUCUUUCAGGAAGGCAGACUUAAAGCUCAGUAUUUUUGACUAUAUUAAAAAUCCAUUUUGGGCAGAAAAUGCAUAAGCAAUAAUUUAACCUAGAACUGGAUAUUAAGGAAGCUGCUAUUUAUAGAGAGACUUGAUGGUAAUUUUGCCUGUUGGGCAUCUCCUCUCAUCAAACGUUUAGAAAGAUAGGGUUGCUGCGAUUUCCACUGUUGUAACAUUCCUCUUCAGAUAUUUGAAGUCCGGGUGAGAGACUGAAAGCUUAGAGGCCAGUACUGUGUUCACAGGGUGCAUGGCUUUGGGAGAAGACAGGAAGAAAAUUACUUUUUUUUUUAAGGCUUCACAAUUGUAUAUAUAUGCGUAUUUAAGAGUAUUUAACCAUGUCUGCUAAAUUACUGAAGUUAAGCUAUUGUUGAAAUAUAGAAUAUUAUUUAAUACAUCAACAUGGUUUUUCCUGACCUGACCCAGAAUUGGAAUGGACUCCAAUAUAAAUUUUUUAAAAGCAUUUCUCAAGUUGUAUGUAUUAUAAACUAAUAAAAUAAUUGUUAACCUA